GGCAUUACACGGAUCAGUUACACUUUUUAUCCCUCUGGUAGAAAGUUCAAGAAACUUCGUUAUUCUCUGGUCAGCGACCAACUUCAAAUCUAUUAUUAUUUUCGUACGGACUGUCGUGGUAUGUAUGCACGUAGUGCAUGUCGAAUUUAGAAGGUGGAACGUUGUGUAUUUCUAAAACGUUGUCGAUCGUUUGAAUUUAAAAUGACGUCCGUGGACUCCGGCGUUGAAACGGGUAACGAUUCAAACGAUAGUUCGAUCGUUCCAUAUGAAAAUCUAUCGUCGAACCAAACUGGCAAUGUCAGUUCGACUGUUGCGACUACGAACAGCAGCGAGAAAGAAGUACACGAAAACGAACCGGGUACUUUCCAUAUUGAAUUCGUGCCGAUUGGUUUGCACUCACCGAUUUCAUCAUUGUGCAUUGCGGGACCGGUUGUUGUAUGUUCCAAGGUUUUAGAGUUUGGAUUUCCUCGCACGUACAAUGUCGAUAGACUAUCCAUAUCUAAGGAAGUGUUAAAAGACAGAUCUAUGUACCACAGAAAAAUGAAAUCAUUUUGCGCAUCGAUCAGAAGUCGUCACUAUGUCACUUGUAGUAAUAUCAGAGAUCCUUUUCUAGAGCAUAAAAUGCGACUCGCAGCAGCCACAAAUAAUACUAGUAUGAUGAAAAGGCUUUUAUGUAGCGGUGUGUCACCUAACAAUCACGAUGAAAAAGGACGAACUGCUCUACACUUUGUUUCCUGCAGGGGUUACACAGAAAUGGCUAAGUUAUUACUAGAAUAUGGUGCAGAUCCCAAUCAGCACGAUUACUUAGGCAAUACUCCAUUACACUUAGCAGCUGUAGCAUGUCAAAUAUCGGUGGUUACAUUGCUUGUAAAAGCAGGGGCGGAUAUAUUAUCCCUAGAUCACCAUGGCUAUAGUCCAUUGCAAUUAGCGCAAACGAAAUUGAAAUUAUUACAAAAUUGUAAGGGGGAGGAUAUGCUGAGGGUCAAAGAGGAAAUCCAUAACAUAGUUAAUAUGUUGUUAGCGUAUUUGCAAAAGCAGAAAGAUGCCCACGAAAAAGUAGAAUGCCUGAGUAGUUUUUAUUCGCGUUUAUCCCUGUCUAACACAUCUGAUCAGGUUCAGGAUGACGUAAAAGAUUUGCUCGCCAAUUUAGAUGCCCUUAGUAUAACGAGUUAAUCAUUUACGUUAACGGAUUGUCAGUUUUAUUGACAAAUUAAAUCGGAACACGGAAUUGAAGAAGAUUUCAGCAGCAUAUAUUGAAUUCCUUACUGUACUUUAAUAAGUUCUUUGUUUUAGUUAUUUAAUGCGUUGCAAGGAAGAUUUUUGUUUAACUUAUAUUUGCACGUGGAGUGAUGUUAAAAGUUUUAAUGUACAAAAUAUUAGAAACGUAGGGAAGUCAGUUAUGCGUAUGUUAUAAUCGAUACGUCGAGGUAUCGAGAAAUAACUUCAAUUUCAUCGGGAGUCAUUUAUAGCCUUUAUUAUUUCGAUUUGGAUCACUUUCGGAAAUAUUUUCUUUAUUUCUGAACUUAAAUAUUGCUUUUUCUUUGUAUGGCCUGUCACAAGUGUCCAAGAUAAUUUUAAUUAGGCGUCUUUAAUUUUGAAAGACACGUUUAAAGAUAAUACCCCGACGGGUUAAGAAAUCAGCUCAAUUUUAGAAUAACAGCAAGCCUUAAAUACUACGUACAUUUAUAAAAAAGAAUUAGAAGUUUGUACGGCCUCUAAAAAACGUUUUUUCUCUGUAUCGUUUUGGCAGUCAUUGUUCUUAACUGGGUAUAAGAGAAAAUACAGAUCCUGCCGAAUACAAGAAUCCCAAUCAUAGUAACAUUAUGAAUAUGUUCUUUACAAUUUAAUUUUUAAGACAAGAUAAUACAUGAUUAAAAAUUUCUUUAAUUUUUUGGAAUUUAAACGAACUGUAAUGUGUCAUUUUAGAAUACGAUCGUAAAUUAUGCUGCACGGAAUAAUAGUAUCGCAAAUGGAUUUAUUUAAACUGGCAUCUUUUAUACAAGCAGUAUGAUAAAAAAAAAAAAAACAAAAAUAAAUUUGUUAGUCCACGGAUACGUUUAACAGCAAAUUGCUACUUACGAUUAUUUUUAUAAAUUCUGAAAGUUUUGAAAAAAGGUGAACAGUUUAAAUUACCCUAUUUUUAUUACAAUGUUGUACAUUUGCAAUUUUAUUAUUUUAAUUUUUCUUAUUUCCUUAUACUGUUAUUUUUUGCGAACAAUUUUAAAACCGAAGAUGAUUCUUCAGUAUUUUUUCCACACUUUCGAACGAUACGAACACUCUAGAUUCGAGGAAAAAAAAUGGAGCUUAUAUUUUUAGUCCUCGAUUCAAAAUGCGAUUAUUACCAUCGAACAAAGUAACUUAGAAACUGUAGUAGAAGUAAAUUUUAUAUUAACACUGCUAUUAAAGUUUAUAUAGAUUUUAUUGCACGCAGGUUUAUUUUGAUGAUUAAACAAUUUUUUAUUAGAUAUCAUUUUUGCGUUAUCGUAUAUACUCUUUUUCGCUUUGUUUACAAGUGCAACUUCAAUAUUAUAUGAUAAACGAUAAACAAUUAAAUAACUUACGAGCAUUGUACCUUUCAUUCUGCCCGAGUGUCGAAUCCUAAUUGAAAUAUAAAGUUUAAGCAGCCAGCGUUUACUUUGUAAAACUGGUCAUUUGCUGUACAGUAUGUUAAACAUAAUUUCAAAAUGAAGGAAAGUAUAAUCUAUAUAGUACCAGACAUUACCAGAGAUUUGCAUAGUUAUUUGCGGAAUAUUUAAUUAUCAAAGGGAAUUAAACGAAUGAAAUUAAACAUAAAUAUGUAAAUGAUACAAUUUUUUUUAUUGUUCUAUGCUUCGUAGGUAUCAAAACCGUGUAAACCCGCGUAACGUUUUAAAUAUGUAUGAGCCAAUGUGGUUGGGCAUGUAUUAUAUUAAAGCAAAUAAGUUUGAAUCGAUUGAAUGUUUUGAUGUACACUCUUAAGAAUGAAAGAUCAAUUAAAUAAAUUACGAGUUUUUGCUGGAUAAUUACAUAAUUGAAGAACGCGUUAUUUUUAAUACCUUCAUACGUUUAAUAACUGUAUCCAUUAAUUCUCGUAUGGUUUAUACAUAUAUGGAUAAUGCACCCCAUUAAAGACGCCUAAUUAAAACAAAUUAAUUACACCAGUAAAUACUACGUGUAAUUAAUUUAUACAUUCUUUACGUAAGUAUUGCUCUGUUAGCAGUAAUUGCAUAAUCUGAAAGAAAAUAUAUUUUGUUUCAUAGGAACUUGCAUAUAACACAUACGUAUACGUUGUUACAGAGGCAACAAUUCUUACGAAUAACUCGCAAAUUUUUUUUGUUAUUUUCAUUUAUUUUUAUAUAGACACACGGUAAUAUCUUUCGUUAUGUCAACGGUAGUUUAAUAUUUAUAUUUUUCUGAGCAAUUUGUCAGGUACAAAAUUAACAUGAAUGCAAUUUACAACCAGUUUAUUUUAGGGUACCUCAGAAAAUAUUGUGAUUUUCAAAAUUUUGCUUUAUUAAAUCAUAUGGCAGUGUUUCUUAAUCUUUUUUGUUCGUCUAUUUCUUUCUAUAAACCUCUGUUGUUUAUUUAUAAUAUGUAACAUACAAUAAACUAUUCUAAUUGGAAAUGUAUAAUAAAAUACAGUCAUAAAAAACAUAUAAUAAUUUAAAAUAUAGU
Molecule: messenger RNA, 3654 nt
Organism: Colletes gigas
Lineage: Eukaryota; Metazoa; Arthropoda; Insecta; Hymenoptera; Colletidae
Product: ankyrin repeat domain-containing protein 54-like
Exons: 4
Coding region: 202-1173 (323 amino acids)
Molecular function (GO): protein binding
Source: RefSeq, a predicted model, not a curated record